This is a messenger RNA of Melampsora larici-populina 98AG31, 447 nucleotides long. RefSeq lists its product as uncharacterized. The transcript has 5 exons. Bases 1 to 447 code for a protein of 148 amino acids. The record is from RefSeq and is a predicted model, not a curated record. Lineage: Eukaryota; Fungi; Basidiomycota; Pucciniomycetes; Pucciniales; Melampsoraceae.
AUGUCUUGGAUCCAAUCGAGCCCCAUCUUUUAUCUUUUACUCGUUGUCCUGCUGGCGGGGGAUCUCGGGUCGCAUAUCUUUGCAAAUGCUAAUGCUAUAGAUUGCACCCGCGGAUGGAGCGUACCAACGCCCGCUGAAGAUAAUAAAUACCUGUGCAUGGUGAGACGUGCGGACGGAUUUGACAAAUAUCAUUGCGAAUGGUGUGGAAGAAAUGAUAAGGAACUACCUUCUGCGACUGCAUGCGCUGGUCCUCGUCUUGGACCAUUGCCUAACCAAGGAACACUCGCUUGCAAUGUCGGACAGGAUGAAAAUUAUUUAAACUGGAACCCAAGACCUAUCAUUUGUGUGCAUAGCAAUCCAGGCGACAAGCCGGUAAAGCACACUUGCAAAUACCCCAAAACGUGGCAACAAUGUCCUAGAGACAAGUGCAAACUAAUUCCAGGAUGA